Messenger RNA from Chelmon rostratus (copperband butterflyfish), 2286 nucleotides. RefSeq names its product actin related protein 10 (gene actr10). The transcript is spliced from 13 exons. NCBI's taxonomy places the organism in Eukaryota, Metazoa, Chordata, Actinopteri, Chaetodontiformes, Chaetodontidae. The coding region runs from base 107 to 1360 and encodes 417 amino acids. The record is from RefSeq and is a predicted model, not a curated record. Gene Ontology annotation, biological process: retrograde axonal transport of mitochondrion.
CCGGAAGACAACAGAUUUUUUUUAUCCUUUUGAUACGAUGCAAAUUUGCGACUGUCAGCGCUAAGUAUUAACAUUAAUUGUGCUUAAAGGAGGACAAAUUAAUAAAAUGCCCUUAUUUGAUGGGUUGGGAAGCGGAGGAGAGAAGACUGCGAUCGUCAUUGACUUGGGAGCAGCAUACACAAAAUGUGGCUUUGCAGGGGAAACGGGGCCCAGGUUCAUAAUUCCGAGCGAGAUCCGGAAACCGGGACAGCAACAGGCCAUCAAAGUGGUUCAGUACAACAUCAACACAGAAGAGCUUUAUGUCAUCCUCAAAGAGUUUAUCCAUAUACUGUACUUCAGGCACCUACUGGUGAACCCUCGCGACAGAAGAGUGGUCAUCAUCGAGUCCAUCCUCUGCCCGUCUCACUUCAGGGAGACACUCACCAAGGUUUUCUUCAAACAGUUUGAGGUGCCCUCUGUGCUGUUUGCCCCAAGUCACCUCAUGGCCAUCAUGACUUUGGGUAUCAACUCUGCUCUGGUGAUGGACUGUGGCUACACAGAGACGCUGGUCCUGCCUGUUUAUGAGUGUACUCCUAUUCUUCCAGCUUGGGAGGCUUUGCCUUUGGGAGGGAAAGCUAUCCAUAAAGAAUUAGACGGACUCCUUGUGGAGCAGUGCACUGUGGACACAGACACCACCACUGGACAGAGCGUACCAGCCGUCAUUGGGACCAUCCCAGAGGAGACUGUGGAGGAUGUCAAGGUCAGAACAUGUUUUGUCAGUGACCUGCAGAGAGGCCUCAAGAUUCAGGAAGCCAAGUUUAACCUGGAUGGUACAGCAGAGCGUCCAGCCCCUCCUCCAGAUGUUGAUUACCCUCUGGAUGGUGAGAAAAUCCUGCACAUCAAAGGAUCAAUCAGAGACUCUGUGAUGGAGAUCCUGUUUGAACAGGACAAUGAAGAGAAGAGUGUGGCCUCUCUGAUACUUGACGCCCUGGUUAAGUGCCCCAUUGACGCACGUAAGGUGCUCUCCGAGAACCUGGUGGUGAUCGGGGGCACAGCCAUGCUGCCGGGUUUCCUGCACCGGCUGCUGGCCGAGAUACGCCUCCUGGUGGAGAAACCCAAGUACAGCGAGGUGCUGGCCAGCAAGAGCCUGCGCAUACAUGCUCCACCUGCCAAGCCCAACUGCACCGCCUGGCUCGGAGGCGCUAUCUUCGGGGCGCUGCAGGAUAUCCUGGGCAGCAGGUCGGUGUCUCGAGACUACUACAACCAGACGGGCCGCAUCCCAGACUGGUGCUGCUUGAGCUCCCCUCCUCCUGAGUCUCUCUACGAAGCUGGAAAGACCCCUCCUCCGCUCAUGAAGAGAGCCUUCUCCACAGAGAAGUAGACUGUGCUGUAACAUCAUUCAAACAAUGUACUCUCUUUUAUUUUACCUGAUAGAACAGUUGUAACACUAAAUGUAACAACAAACGUAACAUCUUGUUAAUGUGUUAACUACACAAACAGCUCCAGAUGUUUGCAACGUCUAGUAGUCACACCCAUGUUUUUGUAUGCACUGACUGUGGACUGAUGAUCGGGUGACCUGGUUUCUGACCUCACCAGACUGAACAGAUAUCAGGAUUUUAGGCGGUUACAUUGAUAUUCUACAGGGCUUACAGUUCCAGAAUUUCAAAUAGGUCCUGUGCUACACUCUGCCAUGUCUCCUGUUUCAUUUGAAGUCUCACUGAGCAAGACGCUGAACCUGUACGUGCUCACUCUCGCUCCUCUUUGUUCUGGAUUUUGUUGGCAGUUGAUCUGAAAACACAGCAGAAAUGCUUUCCGACGAUGACCCAGUUGAGCUUCAGUCAUGCAUUUGUCAACAAAACGAGAGAAAAUUUGCUCCACUCUGAAGAAAACCAGUGUGACGUUUGAGUGUGGAAAUCUGAAAUCAUGAAUCUAAAAUGUGGAUUCUAACGGUGAUGUCUCAUGGAGCUUUAAAAGAAAAAGAAGGAAAAAAAAGUACCUAUUUAUUGUUUGGACUUAAUGAAGGCCCUGCACACUCACACAGGUGCUUUCAGUUCUUCCAGCCACUUAACAGCAUUUCGUGUGAAAGAAGGGUGGAGUUCUGUGUUACAGGAGGGUCAGAGAUGUGUCAGUCAUGGUUUGCACAUAUCCACACAGCCCUGAGAAGUGCUCUAAUCAAGCAAAAUAAUUUAAAUCACCUGUGUGUUGACCAUUGUUGUUGUUGUUGUUUCCAGACAAACAUCUUCCAAACAAUGCCUGCUCUGUAACCUUUAAAUUCAACUAUUACAACAAAUAAAUAUUCAGAAUUCA